This is a messenger RNA of Danaus plexippus (monarch butterfly), 3193 nucleotides long. It is a transcript of the gene Nbr, whose product is annotated as exonuclease mut-7 homolog. The transcript is spliced from 2 exons. Gene Ontology annotation, molecular function: 3'-5' exonuclease activity; nucleic acid binding. NCBI's taxonomy places the organism in Eukaryota, Metazoa, Arthropoda, Insecta, Lepidoptera, Nymphalidae. The record is from RefSeq and is a predicted model, not a curated record. The coding region runs from base 214 to 2733 and encodes 839 amino acids. Gene Ontology annotation, biological process: nucleobase-containing compound metabolic process.
AUUGUCAUAUGUCAAAACUGAACGUCAGAUGAUAGAAAGUAAUAUUAACAAAGAAGUAGAGACUGUUAAAUUUUAUUUUAUUCAAAAGUCAAUCCCAGAUCGUGUCUCCUCGAUUCUACAUGACACUGGUAGAAUAUACUGUGCACGUCUUUGCACGAAUGAAGGCCAUAUUAUAAAAAAACGAAUAACGGUAUUGAAAUAAAUAUAAAAACAAUGGACUUAAAUAAGUUAGUCCAUCAAAAUCAAACAAUAAAAAUCAUACCAUCGUUAGAGGACUCUCUACGAGGACUUGGCCUGAAUAGUGAUCUAGAUGAAGAAACUGAGAUUUGGUUUAAUCAAUUGAAAAUCAAAUGGAAAACAUGGAAGAAAAGCCCUACGAUUGAGCGUCACUUUGACUCAUUUUUUCAGUUCUGUCAAGAUCCCUUCAGAGUUGCCCUAGUGUGCAUUGUCAAAUGUGAUGAACCAAAAGAUCGUAAGCCUAAAUCUCUCUCUUAUUGCAUACUUGAAAUUAUAUUUAAAUGGUCCCAGACAAAUGGCAGAUUACCUGAAGAGACUCUGAAACUUCCAGCGUACAAUAUAGCAACACAACAGAGAAAUCAACAUUUUCUUUAUUUAGCAGUUAAAACUUAUCAAUUGUAUACUAUAAAAGAGACUGUACUUCCUCUUGUAAAAGAUAUGAUAAGAAAUGAUAAUUGCAAACAAGCAUCACAAAUUGUAAUUGCAAUGGAACUCUUUGAUGAAAUUCCUGUUGAAGAUUUACUGUUUCCAUUGGUUUUGCAAGAUACGCCAAACCUAAUUGAUGAAUAUUUGUCAGAAUCUCCAAAUCAAAUUCAACCUUUUUUAUUAUUUUUAGAUAGACUGUUAGACAAAAACUUUAGUAUAAGAGACUAUGCUCAAAAAUUUAUUGAAGAAAAUAAAAUUUAUAAUGUUAAAUAUGAUAAAAUUCAUUAUAAACCUCUGGGAAAAUUAGUCGCUCGGCUUUGUAAUAAAUUUAAUGUUCCAAUAGAGUCAUGUAAAAACUUGAGUAAGAAUCGUACCACAGGAGGGCUGAGGUAUUUAAUUCAUCAGAGAUAUGUUGAACACAACUUGAGCCCCUCAGUUUGGGAUGAUUUGGUAAAAGAUUCUUUGAAGCAAAGUACUGACUGUGCUAAAGAAUUUGUUGACAUGUUAGCAAUGUAUGACAUAAAUGAAUCACUUAAGUGGUCUUCAUAUUUCGAAAUAUCAAAUGAUUGUCUUCCUCAUGCUCUUCAGAAUUUAACAAUAAAAGAUAAUCCUAUAGAAGAAGAAAAUUGGGACACAACUGACAAUGCAGCUCAGAACUACUAUAGACUUCCAAUAUCAGAAGAAAAUAUUUUAAUUAUUGACACAGCAGAAAAGUUUGAUGAAUUAAUCUCAAAGUUGUCAAAUUGUCCUAUCAUCAGCUUUGAUUGCGAAUGGAAACCAUCAUUUGGUGCUGCUAAAUCUCGAAUGGCUCUCAUUCAAAUUGGUACAUUUGAUCAAGUUUAUCUUAUUGACACUCUUAUAUUAAACAACAAGCAAUACAUGGGUAGUUGGUGCCGGUUUAAUAAAUAUGUAUUAGAUAAUGCGGAGAUAAUAAAAUUGGGUUUUGGAGUUGAACAGGAUCUGAAUGAAAUGAAGUCUUUAAUUAUUGGUUUGAAUAAUAUCAAGGUUAAAGGUGAAGGACUUUUAGAUUUAGGUUUACUGUGGAAAAAUCUUGUCAAAUGUGGCUUGUCAUUACCAAGUAACAGUGAUAAUGGAGGUAACAGUCUCAGCUCUUUGGUCCAAACUUGCUUUGGAUUGCCCUUGGAAAAAUCUGAGCAAUGUUCAAAUUGGGAGUUAAGGCCCUUAAGAAAUACUCAGAUUCACUAUGCUGCUUUGGAUGCUUUUGUUUUGUUAGAGAUAUACAAAUACCUUCAAAAUCUUUGUGUAGAACAACAUAUUAAUUUUGAGGAAAUUUGUAAUGAUGUAAUGUUGGAUAGAAAACUGAAAUGUCUAAAAAAGAAUAAAGUAGUUGAUUGUCUGCAGACAACAAAAAAUAUAAAGGUGAGAACUCCUAUGGACGUUAAAAUUCUUCUUGAACAUGACAAUGCACAUUUACGAUAUUAUCUAAGAUACUGUGGUAUUGACACUACUAUUACAACUUCUCAUAUGUUAUGGCACGAUACUAUUAAAUUAGCCACAUCUGAAAAUCGUUUAAUAUUGACAUCUAAAUUGAAGUUUUCACCAUCUAGCAGAUUUUCACAAAACUUUAUCUUAGAUAUAGGUAAAGGAAGCAUCAAGGAUCAAUUAUUAAAAAUUCUUAAACAUUUUAAUGUGGGCCUUCAAAAGAAUUAUAUUUUGACAAGAUGUAUAGAAUGCAAUUCUACAGAUGUAAAAUAUUACUCUAUUAAUGAUCUCAAAGAUAUAUGUAGAAAAUAUAAUGGUGGUAGCCACAAGUCUUCCGAUCAGAUCAGAAGGAGUGCUAGUGACAAUGAAGAUGAUAAUGAUUAUUCUGAAAACUUUCUCAGUGAUUCAGAAGGGGAAGACAUACAUUUAUACAAACCAUUUCCAAUACAGGACAAAUGGUAUACAUCUAGCAGUGGAGCUAAAAUUAAUAUGAAUCAGAUUGAAAAGUUAUGUGCUUCCAAUAAAACUGCACAUAUUUGUGAAAAUUGUGGAAAAUUAUAUUGCGAUGAAGAGCCGUUGCUUAAAUCAAUACACGAAGUAAUCAUGUCUAUAACAAAUUUUAAUUAGAAAUUAUACAUUUUUUUCUUAGGACAUAGUAUUUGAAGGUACAAAUUAUACAGAUAGCAAGAAAGCAAUCAAAAAUCGUGUAUAUUUAUGUAUACAUUACAUUUAGUAUUAUUAUUUAGAAUUAUAUAAAUAGGUAGCUAUGUUGUUUUGUUUAAGUUUUAAUUAUUAUUAAAAUUACUUAGUAUUUUUCAAAUACAAUAAUAUAAUACAUUAUAAUAAUCCAAUUUCAAUAUAUUACUCAUAGUUUUGCUUAUUGAACACAUAUUCAAAAAAAAAAACUAAUGUUUAAAUAAUAUAUGUGAUAAAGUGUUAUACAUAAUCAAAGUAAAAGUGAUUUUAACAUUAAUAUGAUUGAAUGAUUAAUAACCUGUCAUAAUAGUACAAUCUGUUAUAAUUAGAUCUAGAAAAUAAGAUAAACGAGUUUAAAUGUUACACUACUAUUAAAUAAUUAUUUUUGUAA